Messenger RNA from Galeopterus variegatus (Sunda flying lemur), 1842 nucleotides. It is a transcript of the gene PGR, whose product is annotated as progesterone receptor. NCBI's taxonomy places the organism in Eukaryota, Metazoa, Chordata, Mammalia, Dermoptera, Cynocephalidae. Gene Ontology annotation, biological process: steroid hormone receptor signaling pathway; regulation of DNA-templated transcription. Gene Ontology annotation, molecular function: nuclear steroid receptor activity; DNA-binding transcription factor activity; steroid binding. Gene Ontology annotation, cellular component: nucleus. Bases 1 to 1842 code for a protein of 613 amino acids. The transcript has 9 exons. The record is from RefSeq and is a predicted model, not a curated record.
AUGACUGAGCUGAAGGCAAAGGAUCCCCGGGCUCCGCACGUGGCGGGCGGCGCACACUCCCCCACUGAGGUCGGGUCCCCCCUGCUGGGUCGCCUGGACCCUGGACCCUUCCAGGGGAGCCAGACUUCGGACGCCUCGCUUGUGGUCUCGGCCGCACCCAUCUCCCCGGACGGGCUACUCUUCCCUCAGCCCCGCCACGAACAGGACCCCCCAGACGGGAAGACUCAGGACCAGCAUUCGCUGUCAGACGUAGAGGGCGCAUAUUCCAGAGUUGAAGCCACAGGGCGUGCAGGGGGCGGCAGCUCUAGACCCUCAGAAAAGGACAGUGGGCUGCUGGACAGUGUCUUGGACACGCUUCUAGAGCCCUCGGGUCCUGGACAGAGCCACGCCAGUCCUCCCGCCUGCGAGGCCACCAACUCUUGGUGCCUGUUUGGCCCCGAGCCUCCCGCAGACCCCGUGGCUACCCCUGUCACCCAGGGGGUGUUGUCCCCGCUCAUGAGCCGACCCGGUGACAAGGCUGGCGACAGCUCCGAGACGGCAGGUGCCCAUAAGGUGCUGCCCAGGGGCCUGUCGCCGUCCCGGCAGCUGAUGCUCCCGACGCCUGGGAGCCCUCACUGGCCCGGGGCCGCCGUGAAGCCGUCUCCGCAGCCCGCCGUGCUCAAGGAGGGCCUGGCGCAGGUCUACCCGCCCUAUCUCAACUACCUGAGGCCGGAUUCAGAAGCCAGCCAGAGCCCACAGUACAGCUUCGAGUCAUUACCUCAGAAGAUUUGUUUAAUCUGUGGGGAUGAAGCAUCAGGCUGUCAUUAUGGUGUCCUUACCUGUGGGAGCUGUAAGGUCUUCUUUAAAAGGGCAAUGGAAGGGCAGCAUAACUAUUUAUGUGCUGGAAGAAAUGACUGCAUUGUUGAUAAAAUCCGCAGAAAAAACUGCCCUGCAUGUCGCCUUAGAAAGUGCUGUCAGGCUGGUAUGGUCCUUGGAGGUCGAAAGUUUAAAAAGUUCAAUAAAGUCAGAGUUAUGAGAGCACUAGAUACAGUUGCUCUCUCACAGCCAGUGGGCAUUCCAAACGAAAGCCAGAGAAUCACUUUUUCACCGUCUAAAGACUUGCAGUUGAUCCCCUCAGUGAUCAGCCUGCUAAUGAGCAUUGAACCAGACGUGAUCUACGCAGGACAUGACAACACAAAGCCUGAUACUUCCAGUUCUUUGCUAACAAGUCUUAAUCAACUAGGAGAGAGGCAACUGCUUUCAGUAGUCAAGUGGUCCAAAUCAUUGCCAGGUAAUAAUAGUUUGUAUGUAAUAGCAUGUAAUAAAAAAUGUGCUAUGUUUGUUGUACUAUUAGCCAGACUACUUGCAAUUUAUCAGUAUCAGAAGAUUGGUACUUUGCCUCAUUUUCUGGCUUUGAAACAGCGGAUGAAAGAAUCAUCAUUCUACUCAUUAUGCCUUACCAUGUGGCAGAUCCCUCAGGAGUUUGUGAAGCUUCAGGUUAGCCAUGAAGAGUUCCUCUGUAUGAAAGUAUUGCUCCUUCUUAAUACAAUUCCUUUGGAAGGACUGAGAAGUCAAAACCAGUUUGAAGAGAUGAGAUCGAGCUACAUCAGAGAGCUCAUCAAGGCAAUUGGUUUGAGGCAAAAAGGAGUUGUCUCAAGCUCACAGCGUUUCUAUCAACUUACAAAACUUCUUGAUAACUUGCAUGAUCUUGUCAAACAGCUUCACCUGUACUGCUUGAAUACAUUCAUCCAGUCCCGGGCACUGAGUGUUGAAUUUCCAGAAAUGAUGUCUGAAGUUAUUGCCGCACAAUUACCCAAGAUCUUGGCAGGGAUGGUGAAACCGCUUCUAUUUCAUAAAAAGUGA